This is a messenger RNA of Solea solea (common sole), 3535 nucleotides long. Its product is annotated as NACHT, LRR and PYD domains-containing protein 12-like. The record is from RefSeq and is a predicted model, not a curated record. The transcript is spliced from 13 exons. The coding region runs from base 251 to 3508 and encodes 1085 amino acids. Gene Ontology annotation, molecular function: protein binding. Lineage: Eukaryota; Metazoa; Chordata; Actinopteri; Pleuronectiformes; Soleidae.
AUCACGCCUCCGUAAGAGCUGAUAAGGUACGUGAUGACCUCACCUCAGGUGACAGUUCUGAGGAAGGCAGAAGAUACACGGCCAAAGUGGUUAGACAAGUUUUCUCUCGUGUGAUCACUGGACUGAACACAGAUCCACAUCAGACGUCCUCCAGGAAACAUGAAGGAGAUUUUCCACUCAAACUGAGAGACGAGGACAGAGCAGAGUCUCCAGAACCCAACGGUCUGUCUGUGAAGAGUAAGAAGUAACGAUGGGAUCCUCACAGACAAAAGGUCAGAACCAGAGACAGAGAGCAGAGUCUCCAGGACCCAGCGGUCUGUCUGUGAAGAGUGACUGGUCUAUGGACACACCUUUACACUUCAGUCAUGAACCUGGAGCCUCAGAGACAAAAGGUCAGAACCAGAGACAGAGAGCAGAGUCUCCAGGACCCAGCGGUCUGUCUGUGAAGAGUGAUGAGUCUAUGGGAAUACCUUUAAACUUCAGUCAUGAACCUGGAGCCUCAGAGACAAAAGACCAGUUUGCUGUUUCUGUGGACGAGCAGACGUCCCGCUGUCCUCUGUGUCAGGACGUCCUGAAGGAUCCAGUCUCCACCAGCUGCGGUCACUGGUUCUGCAGACGCUGCAUCUCCUCAUACUGGGACCAGUCUGGUCCACCAGGAGACUCCUGCUGUCCCCAGUGUGGACAGAGACCCAGACCAGGACCAGCAGAUGUUGGUCUGCAGAAGGUUCUAGAUGAACAUAAGAUCGGUCUGAGGAGGAGAUUUGACCAUGUGACUGAAGGAACUGAAGGAACAGGAAGUAGAACCCUCCUGAACAGGAUCUUCACUGAGCUCUACAUCACAGAGGGACAGAGUGAAGAGGUCAAUACUCAACAUGAGGUGAUGCAGCUGGAGACGACCUCCAAGAAGAAGACGGUCCAGGACACUCCCAUCAAGUGCUGCGACAUCUUUAAAGCCUUACCUGACCAGCAGGGGAGCAUCAGAGUCGUCCUGACCAACGGCGUCGCUGGUGUUGGAAAAACCUAUUCGGUGCAGAAGUUCACUCUGGACUGGGCCGAGGGUUUGGAAAACCAGGAUGUGAAUCUGCUGAUUGUGCUCUCGUUCAGAGAGCUGAACCUGAUCAGAGAUCAGCAGCAAAGUCUUCUCACGCUGCUCCAUGUUUUCUAUCCAACAUUAGAGAAGGUCAGAGCAGAGGAGCUUGCUAUCUGUAAACCUUUGUUCAUCUUUGACGGCCUGGAUGAAAGCAGACCCUCACUGGACUUCAGCAGCAGGACGCUGGUUUCUGACAUCACACACAGGUCAUCAGUCAACGUGCUGCUGACCAACCUCAUCCAGGGGAAUCUGCUUCCCUCGGCUCUCAUCUGGAUAACUUCUCGACCUGCAGCGGCCAAUCAGAUCCCUCCUACAUGUGUUGCCAGGGUAACAGAAGUACGAGGCUUCACUGACGACCAGAAGGACGAGUACUUCAGGAAGAGAUCCAGAACUGAAGAUCUGUCCAGCAGAAUCAUCUCACACAUCAAGACGUCCAGGAGCCUCCACAUCAUGUGUCAAGUCCCAAUCUUCUGCUGGAUCAGUGCUACAGUUCUGGAGCACAUGUUGACCACAAAGCAGAGAGGAGCGCUGCCCAAGACCCUGACAGACCUGUACUCACACUUCCUGCUGGUUCAGACCAAGAGGAAGAAGAACAAGUACGAUAAAGGACGUGAGACGAAUCCACAGGAGCUGACGGAGGCCGACGGGGACUUUCUUCUGAAGCUGGGGAGGCUGGCCUUUGAACAUCUGCAGAAAGGAGACAUCAUGUUCUACCAAGAAGACCUGGAGCGGUGUGGUCUAAGUGUGACAGAGGCCUCGGUGUACUCAGGAGUUUGUACAGAGAUCUUCAGAAGAGAGAGUGUGAUCUUCCAGAAAUCAGUCUACUGCUUUGUUCAUCUGAGCGUUCAGGAGUUUCUGGCUGCAGUCUACAUGUUCCACUGUUUCACCAACAGGAAGACAGAGGUACUGCAGGACUUCUUCAGACAAGAAGAUAAAGACUGGAAGACAGAGGUACUACAGCACUUCUUUGGAAAAAAAGUUGAUGAAUAUGAUGAUGGUGAUGAUGGUGAUGAUGGUGAUGAUGAUGAUGAUGAUGAUGGUGAUGAUGAUGAUGAUGAUGGUGGUGGUUACACUUCUCUGGAUGUGUUCCUGAAAGCAGCCAUGGAGAAAUCCCUUCAAAGUGAAAAUGGUCACCUGGACCUGUUUGUUCGCUUCCUUCAUGGACUCUGUCUGGAGUCCAACCACAGACUCUUAGGAGGUCUGCUGGGUCAGACUCAGAACAGUCCAGAAAUCAUCCAGAGGGUCAUUGAGAACCUGAAGAAGAUGAACACAAAGAACAUCUCACCUGACAGAAGCAUCAACAUCUUCCACUGUCUGACAGAGAUGAACAACCAAUCAGUGCAUCAGGAGAUCAAAGAGUCUAUGAAGUCAAAGAACAGAGGACAGAAACUCUCUGAGAUCCACUGCUCAGCUCUGGUCUACAUGCUGCAGAUGUCUGAGGAGGUUCUGGAUGAGUUGGACCUGAGCAAGUACAGAACAUCAGACCAGGGGAAACAGAGACUGAUUCCAGCUGUGAGGAACUGCAGGAAGGCUGUGUUGAGGGGCUGCAGUUUGACAGAGAUCAGCUGUUCUUCUCUGGUCUCAGCUCUGAAGUCCAACCCCUCACACCUGAGAGUCCUGGACCUGAGUCUGAACAAGCUGCAGGAUCCAGGAGUGAAGCUGCUGUGUUCUGGACUGGAGAGUCCACAUUGUAGACUGGAGAGUCUGUGUGUUUCAGUCGCUAGGGGCUGCAGUUUGACAGAGAUCAGCUGUUCUUCUCUGGCCUCAGCUCUGAAGUCCAACCCCUCACACCUGAGAAAACUGUACCUGAGUCUGAACAAGCUGCAGGAUUCAGGAGUGAAGCUGCUGUGUUCUGGACUGGAGAGUCCACAUUGUAGACUGGAGACUCUGUGGUUGAGGGGCUGCAGUUUGACAGAGAUCAGCUGUUCUUCUCUGGCCUCAGCUCUGAAGUCCAACUCCUCACACCUGAGAGACCUGGACCUGAGUGAGAACAAGCUGCAGGAUUCAGGAGUGAAGCUGCUGUGUUCUGGACUGGAGAGUCCACAUUGUAGACUGGAGACUCUGUGGUUGGAGGGCUGCAGUUUGACAGAGAUCAGCUGUUCUUCUCUGGUCUCAGCUCUGAAGUCCAACCCCUCACACCUGAGAGACCUGGACCUGAGACAGAACCAGCUGCAGGAUUCAGCAGUGAAGCCUCUGUGUGAUCUUCAGAAGAGUCCAGACUACAGACUGGAGACUCUGUGGUUGUAUAACUGCAGUUUGACAGAGAUCAGCUGUUCUUCUCUGGUCUCAGCUCUGAAGUCCAACCCCUCACACCUGAGAAACCUGAACCUGAGUAAGAACAAGCUGCAGGAUUCAGGAGUGAAGCUGCUGUGUUCUGGACUGGAGAGUCCACAUUGUAGACUGAAGACUCUGUGGUGAGUUCACUGACUCUCUGUUACUGUUGGA